AUGAACUGGGCAUAUAAGAUAUGUCUCAUUUUUAUCGUCAUCUCGUCAUUGUCAGUAAAAUUCAGCUCUUCUGAUGAUCGUUUCAUGGAAUCAGAGAUUCAUGAAGACAUGACAAGGCAAGGUUGCUGGAAAGUGGGAGGAGUUAGUCUUAACGAUCUACAAUUUGAUCCGAAAAAUGCAAUGGCGACCGCAUUAAAAACAAACAAGAAUGGAGAUAAGAUAACUGUUUUCAACUACGGAAUGCAGUAUUUCAAUUCCGAACUGAAAAAUCUAUCUCUUAGCACAGGCGGUACACAUCCUCUAUACUUGCGAAUUAAGGAAGACGCAUUAUGGGACAAUAAACCACAGGAUAAAGUAAACUGCCAAAGAGUUCUGAAUUACAAAUGCCUGCAAGACAUCACAAUCAACAGCUUGGAAUCUUUGGAAAACUUCAACUCAAUGAAAUGCACUGAACUGAAAAAGGAUCUCAUUAUCGAUGGAUUUAAGCAUCUAGCCCAGAAUAGAGGGAGCUUCAGUUUCAGUGGCUUCGAGAACAUCCAAAAAAUCCGAGGUCGAUUGGUUAUUCAAAACGUUGAGACAGACGCGUCGUUUAAGUUUGAAAAGCUCAUUCAAGUUGGACAAUUUGCCGAUGAAAAGGGACUUCCGAGCAUCCAAAUCAGAGACAAUGUAAUGGGAAGAAUCAGCAUGGAGAGAGUGAAUAUUACAAAGUGCUACCCAGGAGCUCCAAAAACUUGUGUGAGCAUUCAGGACAACUGGAUCAUCGAGAACAACGAUAAUCCAUUGAAAAUAAAAUUCGAAAAUUUCACAGCUCCUCCGAGAUGGAACCCAGUAGAGGGAAUUCAUGCAGAACCAGGAACAGAAAGGUUUGAAGCUGAGGUGGAGAGAUUGGAAGAACAUCCAGAAGAAAUCGAGGAAACGUACGACGAUCCCGAACUCAAUGACGAGGACGUUGAUUUGAAAUGCAGACUUUGUUUUAUCCCUUACACUAUCUUGAAUUACGUAGGAAUACCUGCUCUACUUGGAAUCAUUUUUUGGAUCAUCAAAUUUUUAAUGAAGAAAGAUAUCAAUUAUGAUUUGGCCACUGUAUAUGGUGCAGAUGAAAAGGAAAAUCAGGACAACUACUUCGCAGUGGAUGGAAAGAAAGAUAACAAGGAGAAGGAUUCUGGAAUGGAUGAUCUUGGAUCAAAUUGA
Caenorhabditis briggsae is the source of this 1191-nucleotide messenger RNA. Bases 1 to 1191 code for a protein of 396 amino acids. The record is from RefSeq and is a predicted model, not a curated record. The transcript has 7 exons. Lineage: Eukaryota; Metazoa; Nematoda; Chromadorea; Rhabditida; Rhabditidae.